AAACUAGGGGAAAAAAACAACAAAAUACAACUCUUAUUUUAUUUUAAUUAAUUAAAAAAACCACACAAAAAUAAAUAAAUAAAAAAUCUUAUUUUUAUUUCCUACACUAAAAUGGCCCCUGGUUUUGCCUUUCAUUAAUUCCUAGUUUAUAAAUAUGUCAUCUUUCAUUCACACCCUCCACCAAAAAAAAGUGAUAAAAUUUCAUUUGGGGUUGUUCUAAAUUGGCCAAAAAUGGAAGUUGAACAAGGAAGAAGUGAAGUUAGACAUGUUAAGAGAAGAGUUGGGUAUGUGAAAAAAGGGAUUUUGAAGAAGAAAAAGAGGAUGGUGAUGAUGAAGACACCAAAUUGUGGCCCAAAUUGUGAAUAUUUGAGUACUCUUCAACAAUUGUUUGUUUCUUGUUUGAGAGUUUUUAAAGGGCCAAAUACUAUUCCUUUGCCUUCUCAUGUUAACAUCCUCUCUCAAAUUCUUGAUAGAAUGAAAGCAGAAGAUUUUGGGCUUAGUAGUGACAUACAUUUUUUCAAUCCUACCGAUGUAGUCAAAGCAACACCCCCAAGAGUUACAAACACAACCAUAUAUGAGUCCACUAAUUUUUCUUUAUGUAUAUUCUUUAUUCCAACAAAUGGUGUCAUUCCCCUACACAACCACCCGGGAAUGACAGUGUUCUCCAAGCUCUUAUUGGGGGACAUGCAUAUAAAAUCGUACGAUUGGGUUGAUCAGGAGGAAGCGGCCGGUGAUGUCAAAGAUCGUGACAACACAACAACUCGAUCUUCAUCUCGAUUUGGGUUGGCGAAGUUGAAAGCGAAUAGCGUGUUUCGAGCCCCGUGCAAUACUUCGGUGUUGUACCCUAGAAGUGGAGGGAACAUACAUGAGUUUAGAGCCAUAACACCUUGUGCUGUUCUUGAUGUUAUUGGACCACCUUAUUCUAAAGAAGAUGGUAGAGAUUGCUCCUAUUACAAAGACCAUCCUUAUUCUUCCUAUUCAAGAGAUGGAGAGAAUUAUUGUAAGGUGGUGGAGGAAGGAGAGAAUGGUAAUUAUGCAUGGUUAGAAGAGAUUGAGAUGGGAGAGGAGUGUGAAAUGGAUGUGAUUGAAUAUAUGGGUCCUCAAAUUAUGAACACCAAAUUAAGAAAUUAUCUCUAAAUUAAUUAAACUAUAUAUAUGUUAUUACAUUAAUUUAAAUUAAUAUCCUUUUUUUUUUUCUUCUAAUGUAAAUUAGAUUGUUGUAAUUCUCUCUAUUCGUUUUCCUACUUUUUUUUUUCUUUACAGAAGAGCUUUUACAGGCUUUUGUUUUUUUGUACAACAUUACAAAAGUACUUGGGUGUCCAAUAUAAAUAGAUGAAUUAAUUUCUUGUUGUGUC
Cannabis sativa is the source of this 1355-nucleotide messenger RNA. RefSeq names its product plant cysteine oxidase 2. Bases 232 to 1137 code for a protein of 301 amino acids. The record is from RefSeq and is a predicted model, not a curated record. Gene Ontology annotation, molecular function: oxidoreductase activity, acting on single donors with incorporation of molecular oxygen, incorporation of two atoms of oxygen. NCBI's taxonomy places the organism in Eukaryota, Viridiplantae, Streptophyta, Magnoliopsida, Rosales, Cannabaceae. The transcript is spliced from 5 exons.